CAACACCAUCACCAAGUGACUCUACAUCAUCACCAAGUCACUCUCAACAUCAUCAUCAGGUGAUUCAUCACCAUCACCACCAAGCCACUCUCAACACCAUCACCAGGUGACUCAACACCAUCACCACCAAGUGACUCUCAACAUCACCAAGUCACUCUCAACAUCACCAAGUCACUCUAUAUCACCACCAAGUCACUCUACACCAUCACCAAGUCACUCUACACCACCACCAAGUCACUCUACAUCACCACCAAGUCACUCUACACCACCCCCAGUUACCGUCACUCUCAACGCCCGCCACCACCAGCACUGCCAUCACCGACAGCAGAGGCGGACGGUAUCGUUUGUAACCCCUUGUGGGGCCUCUGACUCGGCCAACCACCAUGGACAUCGUGCUGCAGUACGCUGACUCGCGGGUGCUCACGCCGUACGUGUACCCGGCGUGGUGGGCAGAGGACGACCCCGUGCGCCAGACCCUGAGCCUCCUCCUCGUCACCAACUUGGGCGGCGUCGCCAUCUACUUAAUCUUCGCCACGCUCAGCUACUACCUCAUCUUCGAUCACAAGCUUAUGAGCCACCCGCUGUUUCUGGAGAACCAGGUGCGCAAGGAGAUAAAGUACGCAGUACAGUCCAUGCCUUGGAUCAGCAUCCCUACGGUCGCGCUGUUCUUCUUGGAGGUCAGAGGUUACAGCCGACUCUACGACAGCCUCGACAAUUCAGCUUUCGGAUUGCUGGGCGUGCUGUUCAGCAUGCUGUCGUUCCUGCUUUUCACCGACAUGGUCAUAUACUGGAUACACCGCGUUCUCCACCACAAGUCCAUCUACAAGACGUUACACAAGCCGCACCACAAGUGGAAGGUGCCGACGCCGUUCGCGAGCCAUGCCUUCCACCCCAUCGACGGCUUCAUGCAGAGCCUGCCCUACCACAUCUACCCCUUCCUCUUCCCGCUGCACAAGGGCGUCUACCUGGGCCUCUACAUCUUCGUUAACAUCUGGACGGUGUCGAUCCACGACGGCGACUACCGCGUGCCGCAGAUCCUGCGGGAUGUCAUCAACGGCUCGGCGCACCACACCGACCACCACCUCUACUUCGAGUGCAACUACGGGCAGUACUUCACGCUGUGGGACCGCCUGGCGGGAUCAUACAAGCACCCCAGUGCUUUCGAGGGAAAAGGUCCACACGAUUAUCUGCGUGUGGACCUGCUGCAGACCGACAAGUUGGAGUCAUCAGAGGGAGCGGUACACAACGGGCACCCUGUGCCAGCUGCCAGUCCUGCUGGGAGUAAGAAGAAAGAGUGAACGUAAAGAGAGACUUGGCUUGAGCCUGGAUUGCAGUCUGUCUGGAGUGCGUCGAGCCAGCGAAAGCAUGACCUUGGGACUUCAUCACCAAACAUGAAUCGCUGUGUGACCUUGCAUUCUUGACCAGAUCAACCUUGCAUGAAGAGAUUCUCCCCCCAACAGAUUGCCUUUUGUGAUUGACCAUGGUAGAGUAAAUGUUUGUUUAGAAUUUACCCGAUUGUAAGCGAGCUAACGUUGCACAUUUGCCAUCACCAGGUAAUUUUACAUGCUGCAAAUUUCAGUUUAAAUCUCUUUUGAGGCUGAGGUACGCUGAAAUAUGACUGCAAGUAAAAAAAAUGUUGAGCUCAUCGCAAAUUUUUUGUUCGUAAUUUAUGUGUUUAAUGCCUUGAUCUCUUAUUUUUUUAUGAAAGAAACUUGCUUAACAUGGAUGUAAAUCCUUCAUGGAGUUCGUUGUGAAUAGAUUUACGAAAAAAUAUAUUAUACUGUAGUAGUCAUUCGUUUUUGUGGGUCACACAUUUUCGUGUGUAUACUGGAGAUGCUGCAUCUAAUGAUUCUGUGGGAAAAUGUACCUUUGUCUGCAAGUGUAUUGUGUAUAUAAAAUAUAUUUGGCAUCAAGAUUCAUUGGUUUUCUGCGCAAGUUACAAUAAAAAAUAGAAGCAUAAAUGAA
Messenger RNA from Petromyzon marinus (sea lamprey), 1965 nucleotides. It is a transcript of the gene SC5D, whose product is annotated as sterol-C5-desaturase. Gene Ontology annotation, biological process: lipid biosynthetic process. The record is from RefSeq and is a predicted model, not a curated record. Gene Ontology annotation, molecular function: oxidoreductase activity; iron ion binding. NCBI's taxonomy places the organism in Eukaryota, Metazoa, Chordata, Hyperoartia, Petromyzontiformes, Petromyzontidae.